Molecule: messenger RNA, 524 nt
Organism: Olea europaea var. sylvestris
Lineage: Eukaryota; Viridiplantae; Streptophyta; Magnoliopsida; Lamiales; Oleaceae
Exons: 1
Coding region: 117-287 (56 amino acids)
Source: RefSeq, a predicted model, not a curated record
ACUGUCAAUUCGCGCACAAACCUUGACAAAUCCGACCCCUGAUUUCUACUAAAAACCCCAGGUCCAAAAUAUCAUAUUCCCUCUAAAAGGUUUGAAUUUUGAUUGGAAAUCGAAAGAUGGGAAUAAUAAGGAGUUGCUUUUCAUUCAUGAUGGGCUCAGCAGUAGGAGUGUACGUAGCCCAGAAUUACGACGUUCCCAACAUCCGGAAGCUGUUCAACACCGGUCUCUUGAUUGGCAAACAUAUUGAAGAAAAUUACCGCAAGCCUAAGAAGCGCGACGAUGAUUAAUGGAGGUUUUUUGGCUUUUAGCUUUUAAUUUGGGGACCCUACGUUAAAUUGAGGAGGGUUUUAUUGUUCUCUGUGUUGGGAUUUUUAUAAUAGAUUUUAAAAAUUUUAGGGGUUUUGAAUUGGGAAAAAUUAGGAAGAAAGAGCUACUAUUUUCUUUACUUGUUAUAAGAAUUGAUUAUUGGUGUAUUGACUGGAAAUUUAAGAAAUUUGAUGAUUGAUUAUCCGUGUUCCCCAAUU